Molecule: messenger RNA, 858 nt
Organism: Triticum aestivum (bread wheat)
Lineage: Eukaryota; Viridiplantae; Streptophyta; Magnoliopsida; Poales; Poaceae
Exons: 4
Coding region: 14-628 (204 amino acids)
Biological process (GO): endoplasmic reticulum tubular network organization
Cellular component (GO): endoplasmic reticulum tubular network
Source: RefSeq, a predicted model, not a curated record
CCGAGCUGGACCGAUGGCGGAUGCGGAGGCGCCCGCGGCGAAGCGGCUGGCACGCGCGGGCAGCUUCUCGGGCGUGUGGUGGAAGCUCGGCGACCCCGCGGGUGACCCGGCCGCGGUCGAGCGCCGGCUGCGCGCAGUCGCCGACGAGGAGGCCGCCGUCCGUGCCCGCAUUAGCAGGCGCCACGCCGGCGCCCGCGGCGUCCGGCGCGGCAUCGCCGUCGCCUCCCUUGCCAUCGAGGUGGUGGCGUUGGUGCAUGCUUACUGGACGGCGAGGCGGCGGCGCGUGGCCGGCUGGAGCAGGAAGCUGCUGCUCCUGCUGGCUACUCCUCUGCUCGCCGUGCCGGCCUCGGCCGCCGUCGUCUUGGCCGCGUUCGCCAGGCUCCACAAGAUGUUGGACGCGCGGGACGAGCAGCGGCUGAGGGCGCUGGUGGCGGAGCGCAAGGCCAAGAUCGGGCAGUUCCGCGGCAGCCACCACAACAUGCAGAAGCUCAGCGAGGUCUCCACUAAGUACGAUCCAGAUGCUACUGCUGCUAGUUCCGACCAGCCGGUCGUGGCCGCGGCGGCCGCCGCCUCCGGGAGGAUCAAGCGGAGCCACUCGCGGCUGAGCUUCCACAUCGGAGACGACUGACUGACUCAACCUCCAUCCACCUUCUCUGCAUCAUCCAUGGCGACGGACGCCGACAUCAUCGAUCAUGCGUGGAACAUUUAUUUGUCUUCACCGUCCGUCAGUACUGUAAAUCUGCAACGUGCUGCCACUAGCCUAGUGGCACUACCAUCAUCAUACUCAUACGUGCAGACACAUUGGUUGGUUGGUUGUACCCUUGGGCUUUUGAAUUGGGGCACUUUCUUACGAUUCAA